UCUCCCUCCUUUCCUCUGUCCGCUAGCCUUCAAUUUUGAACUCCACCUCUUAUUUUCUCGGUAAUAAUUCGAGUUCUAGAAAGUGAAAUUCGAUACUGCGCCAGAGUUGGAUAUGGACACAAUCCCCAAUUUCAUCUUCCUUUUAGCAAAUUUUUGACGACCAAUUCGUAACUCUUUCAUUCCCCUGUCAUUUUAGUUUGGCAAUGAACGAAACUACUUGCUAGGGAUUGAGUGAUUCAAGAUCAUGCCUCGCGGUCGCAAUCUAUCCAACGCCGUUACAAGGAAUUCAUUGGUCGGAUUCAUUUCUCUGAUUCGAAAUGUGUCACGUCGUUCUUUAUCGAACAUACCCGCAUCAUUUGGGCAGUCCAAAUAUGGAAGCUGUGAGCAUCAAAGAAGUAAUCAUAUUGUAACACCUCUUCAGGAAUCAACAUCCAUACACUUCCCACCUGGCUUCCUUUUUUCUAGGAGAUAUAAUGUGCCUGAGUUCCUUGGUGGUUUUAAAAAAUGGCAAUCUUUUAGGCAUUUUAGAAGUGUCGCGGUAGAGCUGAAGACAGAYAGCAACAUUGUCAGGUUUUCUUUUGGUAGGCCUUCUGUGACUAAUGGUUCCCCACCGAAACAGAAGAAGGUGGCUAAAACUAAAUUGUCUAAAAAGGCCAAAUUGAAUGAACUCAGACUCUAUCGUCUUAAGGCAAAAAAGAAGAAGACAUCUCCCAAUCCAGAAGUUAGGAUCAGAUAUUCCCUAGAAAAGGCCAAAAGGAAAGAAGCGUGGYUGAUUGAGAAGUUGAGGAAAUUUGAGGUUUCCAAACCUGUUGUAGAAAAAUAUGACCCUGAAAUUCUUACUGAGGAAGAGAAGCACUUCUUAAAGCGUACUGGGGAGAAAAAGAAGAAUUUUGUUCUGUUGGGGAGACGAGGCGUCUUUGGUGGAGUUGUUCUCAAUAUGCAUUUGCAUUGGAAGAAGCAUGAAACUGUCAAAGUUAUUUGCAAGCCUUGCAAGCCAGGGCAGGUUCAUGAAUAUGCUGAAGAACUCACUCGAUUGAGCAAAGGCAUUGUGGUUGACAUUAAACCUAACAAUGCCAUAAUCUUCUACCGGGGAAAGAACUAUGUGCAACCAGAAGUAAUGUCACCUCCAGAUACACUAUCAAAAGACAAGGCCAUGGAAAAAUAUAAGUAUGAACAAUCACUUGAGCAUACAAGUCAGUUCAUUGAGAAGUUGGAGAAAGAACUUGAAGACUUUCAGAAGCAUCUUGCUCAGUUCAAGAGAAAAAAGGAAGAUGCUGGUGUAGAAUCCAUGGUUUAACUCAUGACUGUUAGUUUCUAUCUAUUGAUCAUCAAGGCUAUGGCCUCUGGAAGCUUGGUUGUCAUUUCAACUUUGGGCUAUACUGGGUUCACUUUUGAAAGAUGCAGCUGUAUUCAUCCUAUUUAUGGAACCUCAUUAGGAGAAAAUAGGUAAAGGCUUUCAAAUACGACCUUACUGGAGCAAGAUAAGUUGUACAGCUGCAUCCUUGACUUCUAAGAAGCUAGUUCCAAAUAAAACUACUUCACCUAUCUGUGGGGGAUGAUGGCUCUGUGUGUUGAAUGUAAAGUGAGCUCAAAACGCCGUUUUUCAAAUUUUUGAGAAACAUAKGCCUAUUUGGCUUUUAGUUUUUAAMAUUAGCCUUGUGUACUUUUAUUUUCUUAAUCUACCCUCAAAAUCAAGCAGUUCUUUUUUAAGAAAA
Momordica charantia (bitter melon) is the source of this 1715-nucleotide messenger RNA. RefSeq names its product RNA-binding CRS1 / YhbY (CRM) domain protein. The record is from RefSeq and is a predicted model, not a curated record. NCBI's taxonomy places the organism in Eukaryota, Viridiplantae, Streptophyta, Magnoliopsida, Cucurbitales, Cucurbitaceae. Gene Ontology annotation, molecular function: RNA binding.